AUGACGCCACGGGUUUCCGGCAGGCGCAGGCCGAGAGGCGGCUGGGUCGCGUCACUGCUGCGCGCCGCGGGGCCGGGCGCGAUGGCGGCGCUGGGCGGGGACGGGCUGCGCCUGCUGUCGGUGUCGCGGCCGGAGCGGCAGCCCGAGUCGACAGCUCUCGGCGGCUCGGGCCCUGGGCUGUGCUGCUGGGUGUCCGUGUUCUCCUGCCUCAGCCUCGCCUGCUCCUACGUGGGCAGCCUCUACGUCUGGAAGAGCGAGCUACCCAGGGACCACCCUGCCGUCAUCAAGCGGCGUUUCACCAGUGUCUUGGUGGUGUCCAGCCUCUCGCCCCUCUGCGUGCUGCUCUGGAGGGAACUCACAGGCAUCCAGCCAGGCACAUCCCUGUUCACCUUGAUGGGCUUCAGGCUGGAGGGCAUUUUCCCAGCAGCGCUGCUGCCCCUACUGCUGACCAUGAUCCUUUUCCUAGGCCCACUGAUGCAGCUCUCUAUGGAUUGCCCCUGUGACCUAGCAGAUGGGUUGAAGGUUGUCUUAGCCCCUCGCUCCUGGGCCCGCUGCCUCACGGACAUGCGCUGGCUGCGGAACCAAGUGAUUGCACCCCUGACAGAGGAGCUGGUGUUCCGGGCUUGCAUGCUGCCCAUGUUAGCACCGUGCACAGGCCUGGGCCCUGCUGUGUUCACCUGUCCACUCUUCUUUGGAGUUGCCCAUUUUCACCACAUUUUUGAGCAGCUUCGUUUCCGCCAGAGCAGUGUGGGGAGCAUCUUCUUGUCUGCAGUACUGGGACAGGAAGGGCAUACAGGUGUGGUCACUCGCGGCCUCCCCGUCUCCAGCGUUCCAGUUCUCCUACACAGCCGUCUUCGGUGCCUACACUGCUUUCCUCUUCAUCCGCACAGGACACCUGAUUGGGCCAGUUCUCUGCCACUCCUUCUGCAAUUACAUGGGCUUCCCUGCUGUGUGCGCGGCCUUGGAGCAUCCACAAAGGCGGCCCCUGCUGGCAGGCUAUGCUCUGGGUGUGGGACUCUUUCUGCUUCUGCUCCAGCCCCUCACGGACCCCAAGCUCUACGGCAGUCUUCCCCUUUGUGUGCUUUUGGAGCAGGCAGGGGACUCAGAGGCUCCCCUGUGCUCCUGACCCACAUUCCUGUAAAUGCACCUAUGAACUCUCAUGGGCUCCCCAGCCCCUCCCCAUCAAAGGGUACUGCAUGGGAGGAGCUAGCUGGAGUCCCCGAGAUCUCAGGAAUUUUUGUAGGGGAUUGAAGCCAGAGCUAGUUGAAUCCCAGGGACCAAGAGGAAGGAGCAGAUAUCCAAAGGGUGCAGCCCCCGCUGAAAGGCGGUUGAGGAGCAGCUGGUAGUGAGGAGACGAGGGGCAGGUCCCCGGAGCUGUGCACUCCGUUCCUCACUUUGGACUGCUGCUUUUCUGGGCUCCACUGUCCCCUCUGCCUCUAAAAAGCUGCUCACGGAAUAGGGGAGGGGUUGGAAUUUACAAAAUCCCUCCCCCCAACUUCCCAGGGUUUUCUCAUUGUCUUUUUGCGUCAGGACUUUGUAUUGAGAUAUUAAAGAAAUUUAACUUGGGUAACAUGG
Molecule: messenger RNA, 1575 nt
Organism: Manis pentadactyla (Chinese pangolin)
Lineage: Eukaryota; Metazoa; Chordata; Mammalia; Pholidota; Manidae
Gene: RCE1
Product: Ras converting CAAX endopeptidase 1
Exons: 8
Coding region: 1-1251 (416 amino acids)
Biological process (GO): CAAX-box protein processing
Cellular component (GO): endoplasmic reticulum membrane
Molecular function (GO): metalloendopeptidase activity
Source: RefSeq, a predicted model, not a curated record